Messenger RNA from Ostreococcus tauri, 825 nucleotides. Its product is annotated as tRNA intron endonuclease, catalytic domain-like. The record is from RefSeq and is a predicted model, not a curated record. NCBI's taxonomy places the organism in Eukaryota, Viridiplantae, Chlorophyta, Mamiellophyceae, Mamiellales, Bathycoccaceae. Bases 1 to 825 code for a protein of 274 amino acids. Gene Ontology annotation, biological process: tRNA-type intron splice site recognition and cleavage; tRNA splicing, via endonucleolytic cleavage and ligation. The transcript has a single exon. Gene Ontology annotation, molecular function: tRNA-intron lyase activity; nucleic acid binding.
AUGCCAGAGGACGCGCCCGAGCUGCGCAUUCGCGCCGUCGCCGGUCGCUUCUACGCCCACGACGCGCGCGCGCUGGCGGCGGUGCGUCGAACCAAUCGCAUCGUCGGCGCCGCCGUGGGCGCGCUCCCGGGAUAUCGCUCGCAGGACGUCGCGCGGGGGUUGCCGGUGGAACUCGCGGCGGAGGAAGUCGCGCUGUGCGUCGCGCGCGGUUGGGGGGUCGUGACGUGUGAACGGGACGUCGAGGCCGAGGCGCACGCGGAUGCGGUGCGGGAGCGAACGUGUGGGAAAGCGGCGCCGUCGUCGGGGACGGGAAACGGACGGGCGCGGCGACGGGACGAUCGCGCGUGGGGCGGCGGCGGCGGGACGCGGACGAAGGCGGAGAAAAAGAGACGCCGCGGAUGGGAGCGCGCGGUCGUGGACGGAGAGUUCGUGGACGUGCCGCUGGAGAACGCGUACGAUGGUGAGGUGGGUGGGGUGGGGGAGGUCGGGGGGGCGACGCGGGCGGCGCGCGAGCGAAUCGCGGCGUUUCGGGAUUUACACGACGCCGGGUUUUACAUGACAUCCGGGGCCAAGUUUGGGAGCGAUUAUCUGGCGUAUCCGGGAGAUCCCAUGGUGUUUCACGCGCAUUACGCCGUGCGCGUCGCGGCGUGGGAAUCGGUCAUCCAUCCGCUCGCGCUCGCGGCGUCGACGCGCACGGCGCACGCCGCGCGGAAAAAUUUCGUCGUCGCCGCCGCGCGCGCCGCGGACACCACCGCCGCGCGCUUCGACGCGCGCUUCUUCACCCUCGAAGCCGACGUCGAUCUCUCGUCCAAUCGUGGAUAUUAG